AGAUAUGCAUAAAAAGAUAUGCUUAACAAAAAAAAAAAUCAUUAAAGAAACAAGUAGAUAGGUCUAUAAAAUAGAAAGCUAUGAACCUUAAUUUUAUUUAAUUCUCUCUUUUCCUCUAGAUUGUCAGUCACUUCACUACUCCCCUAGAGUCUCCUUCCCCGUUCCCACUGAAUCACCGGAGCACCGGAAGGAACAACGGCGGAGCAAUGGAAGCGUCUUCCUCAUCGGCAAUAGCACAACAAACAUGGGAAUUGGAAAACAACAUCAUGCCAAUGGAAACUCCCGCAGACGAUUCAAUUUUCCACUAUGACGAAGCUGGCCAAGCCCAAUUCCAACGCGAUAAACCAUGGGCAAACGAUCCUCACUAUUUCAAACGCGUUAAGAUCUCUGCACUCGCUCUUCUUAAGAUGGUUGUUCACGCUCGUUCUGGUGGAACAAUCGAGGUUAUGGGUCUUAUGCAAGGUAAAACCGAUGCUGAUUCUAUCAUUGUUAUGGAUGCUUUCGCUUUGCCUGUUGAAGGUACUGAAACUCGUGUCAAUGCUCAAGCUGAUGCUUAUGAAUACAUGGUUGAUUAUUCUCAGACCAACAAACAGGCUGGGAGGUUGGAGAAUGUUGUGGGAUGGUAUCAUUCUCAUCCUGGUUAUGGUUGUUGGCUUUCGGGGAUUGAUGUGUCGACACAGAUGUUGAAUCAGCAAUUUCAGGAGCCGUUUUUGGCUGUUGUGAUUGAUCCGACGAGGACUGUUUCUGCUGGAAAAGUUGAGAUUGGGGCUUUCAGGACUUACCCUGAAGGUUAUAAGCCUCCUGAUGAUCCUAUUUCUGAGUAUCAAACUAUUCCUCUUAAUAAGAUUGAAGAUUUUGGUGUUCAUUGCAAGCAGUACUAUUCCUUGGAUAUCACUUACUUUAAGUCUUCUCUUGAUUCACACCUUUUGGAUCUUCUGUGGAACAAAUAUUGGGUGAAUACAUUGUCAUCUUCUCCUUUAUUGGGCAAUGGAGACUAUGUAGCUGGACAAAUCUCAGAUUUAGCUGAAAAGCUAGAACAAGCAGAGAAUCAAUUGGCACACUCACGUUUCGGGCCACUAGUAGCACCUUCACCUAGAAAGAAAGAAGAAGAAUCUCCACUCGCUAAGAUCACUCGAGAUAGUGCAAAGAUAACAGUGGAGCAAGUACAUGGUUUAAUGUCACAGGUGAUCAAGGACACACUGUUCAACUCUGUUCAUCAAGCUAACAAGUCUCGUGUAGAAACAUCUGACCCCGAACCAAUGAUUGAAAGCUGAUUAUGGUUUCUUUCCAUUAGACAUACGGAAUUUUUGUUGUGAUGUCCUUCUCAUUCAUUGCCAACAGUUAAAGUAGGCAAUUGACAUCGGAUUCAAGUUCUCAUAGAGUUAACUUUAUAAACUGCAUCUUGUGUAGUUAUAAAUUUUAUUUUAUUGUUUUAUCAAUUUUACUUUAUUGCAA
Messenger RNA from Trifolium pratense (red clover), 1455 nucleotides. Its product is annotated as COP9 signalosome complex subunit 5a-like. Lineage: Eukaryota; Viridiplantae; Streptophyta; Magnoliopsida; Fabales; Fabaceae. Gene Ontology annotation, molecular function: protein binding; deNEDDylase activity; metallopeptidase activity. The transcript is spliced from 6 exons. Gene Ontology annotation, cellular component: COP9 signalosome; cytoplasm. Gene Ontology annotation, biological process: protein deneddylation. The coding region runs from base 207 to 1274 and encodes 355 amino acids. The record is from RefSeq and is a predicted model, not a curated record.